AUGCCGCAACACUCUAAACUGCAAUGCGUUUUUGUUUACGCAGGACAACGGAGACACGUGCCGGUCGACUGGGUGUACAAGCAAGGCUCCAAGUCCGCACGAGUACUGAAACCGAACAAUGACCUGACCGCGUGUGGCACCUUGGAAGAAGACGUGGACUAUGAUGGGCCCAUCAUAACUUUUACCAAUCAGGCCAAAGCUGAAUCCUGCUGCGCCGACUGUGAAAAUACACCGGGAUGUAAGCUGUUGGUGUGGUACGGUGGCACUUGCACUCUCAAGUCCGACAAAGGAGACAGGGUGAUUGUGGAUGGGGCCAAGGCUGGAUCGCUGCCUACUUCCAGCGCCUGCGCACCCAUGGAGUUGAACGUGAAUUACGUCGGCCACAACAUCGGUUACACGAGUCAGACCUCCGCCGAUGCGUGCUGUGGAGACUGCCAAGCGACGUCUGGGUGCAACCUGUUUGUGUGGUUCGGUGGCACUUGCACUCUCAAGUCCGCCAUGAAGACCAACGAGACUGUGGAUGGAGCCAAGGCUAGCUUUCUCCUGGCAGGAUAGGCAUCGUAAUGGCGUGUGCUUCCUAAAGACCUACAAGGGAGCCUCUCAAGCCAACGCUACUUUCAUUUCUGCUGUGGUGAUUUAAAGCGUGGCCUGAUACAUAUCUGCAUAUUGGGUUUUGAAUAAUUGAGUAAUCUAUGGAUCAGUACAUUGAGUGACCAAGCAUCAAGUACAAAGUUGACAGCGUGAAACAAUAUAGACUUGCCAUGAUAAUGGGGUUGACAUUUGAAAGUCCAUCAAGACAUCGUUCGAGCUCCAUGAAGAUGAUGUAAGAUUGAACACGCAUACUCGAAUAGGAGAUAUAUAUAUCAACCUGGCACUAACGAUAGUGGGCACGUGCAUACAGUAUAUUUAUACAGUAUAUUUAUAUAUUUAUAACGUCAUGUUUAGCAUUGGGAAAUGGAUGAAUAUAAACAAACACAAAACUAUGCCUUGGUAAACCAUGGGAAGUUGUACUCGUGGUCGUCCAUGACGUCAUUGCCAAACUUGCUUAGCACGUUGAUCAAUACUUGGCGCCCUUUGAGUCCUAUCGUGGCAUCGUCCGACUUGAAGAUGUCGUUCCACAGCUUGUAGUACGCCGUGAACAAUAGUUCCACGCCACGAGGGUCUUCCGUGUCGUGGUACCACACGUCGUAAUCCUGCAUACUCAAAUACGCCGCCAUGGCGAUACAAAACGCAUCUUGGGGUUUCUUGGCCGUCAGAAGCUUGCGCGACGCGGCAAUUUCUUUCUUGUACACCAUCAUCAUGGGGUACGACGACGACGUGUUGAACAUGGAAAAUCCACUGUCGUCGUUCCCUGUGACUUUCAUGAUGGUCUUGUUGAUCUUGUCCGCGCGGGUGAACGUUGCUUUGCGCGGCACCUCCACUUGUUUGGACGUGCCGUUUGCGGGGGGCUCUUGACGCUGGCGUUUGGCUGGUCGUUCGCCGCCUUCUUCAGCCUCAUCCUCUUCGUCCUGCUCUACUUCGUCGUCCUCAUCGCCGCUCGCAAAGUCAAUCACCGCACGGUCGUUCGCAAGGAGCUCUUCGGCCGUCGGGGAUGAGGCGGCAGGCGUCGCGGCCUCGGCUGUGGUGUUGUUUGUUCCCGCCAUUGAA
Aphanomyces astaci is the source of this 1647-nucleotide messenger RNA. RefSeq lists its product as hypothetical. The coding region runs from base 1 to 555 and encodes 184 amino acids. The record is from RefSeq and is a predicted model, not a curated record. The transcript has a single exon. NCBI's taxonomy places the organism in Eukaryota, Oomycota, Saprolegniomycetes, Saprolegniales, Verrucalvaceae.